Molecule: messenger RNA, 1749 nt
Organism: Theobroma cacao (cacao)
Lineage: Eukaryota; Viridiplantae; Streptophyta; Magnoliopsida; Malvales; Malvaceae
Product: cytochrome P450 94B3
Molecular function (GO): iron ion binding; monooxygenase activity; heme binding
Source: RefSeq, a predicted model, not a curated record
CGUCUCUCUUCUGUGCCCAAAAAAAAACCCCAACCCUAGCUAUUCUCUCAACAAAAGCUCUUGGGUAUCUGGUUUAUAUAUGUAUGUUAAUCAGCCAUGGUUAUCUGUUUUUUCUUGUUUGUUACUCUAGGGUUUUUCUUACUCUCUCUGGCUUUCUCCUUCAUGCAAGAAUUACACUCUUUUUACGCCAAGAAAUCGGUUUUUGCUCAUGGGCCUUCUUCUUAUCCAUUUCUUGGUUGUCUCAUCUCUUUCUACAAGAACCGGCGUCGUCUUUUGGAUUGGUACACUGACCUUUUGUCCGAGUCGCCUUCUCAGACCAUCGUGGUGCGUCGGCUCGGUGCACGCCGUACGGUCGUGACAGCCAACCCGGCUAACGUCGAGUACAUGCUAAAGACAAACUUCAACAAUUUCCCUAAAGGCAAGCCUUUCACCGAAAUCCUCGGUGAUCUUCUCGGUUGUGGGAUUUUUAAUGUCGAUGGGGAGUUGUGGAGCACUCAAAGGAAGCUAGCUAGCCAUGAGUUUAGCACCAAGUCCUUGAGAGAAUUCGUGGUGAAAACCCUUCAAGAAGAAGUUGAAAAUCGUCUGCUGCCGUUGCUUCAAGAAGCAAUGGAGAGUGAGAAAGUUCUUGAUUUGCAAGACGUAUUAAGAAGAUUUGCAUUCGAUACUAUCUGUAAAGUAUCAUUGGGUCAUGACCCUUGUUGCUUGGAUCUUUCGAAGCCAGUGCCGCCUCUGGUUAAGGCAUUCGAUAUCGCAUCGGAGAUAAGCGCCAUGCGAGGAAUGGCACCCAUGUUCGUGGUAUGGAAAAUAAAGAGAGCCCUUAACAUUGGGUCAGAAAAGAAACUCAAGGAAGCAAUCAAACUCGUUCAGGACUGCGUUCUGGAGAUCAUACGGAACAAAAAGAGAGCUCUUGAAGCAGAAACAAAAUGUCGCGACGACGCCGAAGAUCUUUUGUCGAGAUUGUUAUCGGCUGGGCACGACGAGGAAGUCGUGAGAGAUAUGGUGAUUAGCUUCAUCAUGGCUGGAAGAGAUACCACCUCCUCGGCAAUGUCGUGGCUCUUUUGGCUGCUUUCUAAGCAUCAAAACGCACAGAACAUGAUAGUGAAAGAAGUGGAAUCAAUGCUUUGCAAUGGCGAAAAAGAAUUGAAUUUUGAAGUGCUGAAGGAAAUGAAUUGUGUUAAAGCUUGUUUAUGCGAGUCCAUGAGGCUUUACCCUCCGGUGGCAUGGGACUCCAAGCACGCCUUAAACGACGACGUUCUUCCCGACGGGACUUUCGUUGAGAAAGGAGACAGGGUGACCUAUUUCCCCUAUGGAAUGGGGAGGAUGGAGGAGCUAUGGGGAAAGGACCGAUUCGAGUUCAAACCGGACCGGUGGUUCCAGGAAUCGGAUGCAGAAAAUGGGUUGCUAAAGUCGGUGAGCCCUUUCAAGUUUCCAGUGUUUCAGGCUGGUCCAAGAGUUUGCCUUGGGAAAGAAAUGGCGUUUAUUCAGAUGAAGUAUGUGGUGGCUUCAAUUCUGAGACGGUUCGAAAUUAGACCGGUCUGCCAAGAGCAGCCGGUUUUUGUUCCUCUCUUAACCGCUCAUAUGGCCGGUGGGCUCAAUGUGUUGGUAAGGAGAAGGGCGUCGUAGUAGUGAGAAAGUGGCUCAAUGAAUGUACUCGUUUGUAUUCUCUCUGAGUAUAUGAUUCUGAUUUAUUAUUUCGAUCAACUCUUGCAUUAUUUGGAAUUUCAAUCCCAAAAUUGUUUUCUUUUUUAA